This is a messenger RNA of Zingiber officinale, 333 nucleotides long. RefSeq lists its product as uncharacterized. Bases 1 to 333 code for a protein of 110 amino acids. The transcript has a single exon. The record is from RefSeq and is a predicted model, not a curated record. Lineage: Eukaryota; Viridiplantae; Streptophyta; Magnoliopsida; Zingiberales; Zingiberaceae.
AUGGCGACCCCGCUGAACAGAUUCACAGGCAAUGAGAUUUUGUCGAUCAGCCAAGCAAGAUUGGCCAUCUCACUGGGAGACGAGCCGUUGAGGAGGACCCGAACUACUAACUUCAUAGUAGUGGACGCGCCAUCAGCUUACAACGUCAUCUUAGGACGAUCGGCCCUCAACAAGUUCCGGGCGAUAGUGUCGACCUACUGCCAGAAGGUAAAGUUCCCAGUGGACGAUCAGGUGGGCGAGGUCAAAGGCGACCAGUUGGCUGCUCGGCGAUGCUAUGUGGAAAUGGUCAAGACCGAGGCCAAGGCUGCUCAAAAGACUCCACGGCAGAGGUAA